This is a messenger RNA of Rubroshorea leprosula, 1530 nucleotides long. NCBI's taxonomy places the organism in Eukaryota, Viridiplantae, Streptophyta, Magnoliopsida, Malvales, Dipterocarpaceae. The record is from the annotation of a GenBank genome assembly.
AAUCCAAACCGACCAUCAACUCUCCCUCCCUUAAAACCACCGUACACUCUAACUAUGCGCCACCAUCCACCGCUCCGCCACCUUCCUUUGCUUAUUCUCCUCUCACUUGCCCUUGUUUCCACUGCCGUUCCUAUAACUAUAACCCAACAGUUCAAGGAAGCACCGCAGUUCUACAACUCUCCGGAGUGUGCUUCCACUGGGGCAGAGGAAGAUGAAACAGAGGGUGAGAAUCCAAUUUUUUGUUCGGAUCAGGCAGUGCACGUAGCAAUGACCCUUGACACUGCUUACAUCCGGGGUUCCAUGGCAGCAAUCCUCUCCGUCCUUCAACAUUCAGUCUGCCCCCAAAACAUCGCCUUCCAUUUCGUCGCCUCCGCUUCGGCCAACGCGUCUCUUCUGACCUCCACCAUCUCCUCCUCCUUUCCUUACCUGAAUUUCCGAGUUUACCGUUUCCAUGAUUCUGCGGUUUCGGGGCUCAUCUCAACUUCAAUUCGUUCUGCUUUGGACUGUCCCCUGAAUUAUGCCCGUAGCUACUUAGCCAAUUUGCUUCCCCUGUGCGUCCACCGAGUGGUUUACCUCGACUCCGACCUAGUGCUCGUCGACGACAUCGCGAAGCUCGCUGCGACCCCACUUGGGGACACGGCUGUUCUCGCCGCACCGGAGUACUGUAAUGCGAAUUUCACUUCAUAUUUUACUCCGACGUUCUGGUCCAACCCUUCCCUGUCUUUGACUUUCGCCGACCGGAAAGCUUGUUAUUUCAACACCGGCGUGAUGGUGAUCGAUCUCAACCGGUGGCGGGAAGGGGAUUACACGACAAAGAUUGAGGAAUGGAUGGAAUUGCAAAAGCGAAUGAGAAUUUACGAAUUGGGUUCUCUGCCCCCUUUCUUACUGGUUUUCGCAGGGAAUAUAGUUCCCGUGGAUCACAGAUGGAAUCAACAUGGCCUCGGAGGCGACAAUUUCAGGGGAUUAUGCCGGGAUUUGCAUCCGGGUCCGGUAAGCCUUUUACAUUGGAGUGGAAAAGGGAAACCAUGGGCUCGACUGGAUGCGAACAGGCCAUGCCCAUUGGAUGCUCUGUGGGCUCCUUACGAUCUAUUGCAGACACCAUUCGCAUUGGAUUCUUAACGAAUACAUAAUGAAUUCAAGCCUUUUCAGUUCCCGAAAGUGUGGAAGUCUUUCUGGAGCGUAUAAAUCGGAGAGAAAUGCGCCGCAGCUAAUGGAGGAUCAAUAGUUACUGUGGAAAGUAAACGUUUGUGUUUGAAGUCUUAGGUGAAGGCGGCGGAGCAAGGCGGCUGGUCGGAGAAGAUUCGCUGUAGAUUAAUUACACAGGUAUUACACUCUUUUUUUUCUUUUUGUUUAUUUUGAAGAAACUGAAUUAUAUUGGAAAAAAGGUAUUGUACUAAUAAGAAGGAAAUUCCAGAAGAAACCAUCUCGGAUUUAUGAUAAUUGUAUCGAAAAAUCUGUAUAGCAAAUGAGCUGUUUUGGGUGGUUUUGUUUCACUAUAUAUAUAAAAAAAAUUAAAAAAAUCUCUUUAUC